ACCGCCGUGCACGAAUCAACCAGCAAAUCAACAAAGAGAUGAGGAUGAGAACAGGCGCAGAGAACCUAUUCAGCUGCUAAAGGAGGAAUUGGAAGAGUUGAACAGUUGCAUGGAGGUCUACCAGAAUGAUAGUGACUCUAUUAGCGUCCCCAUGAUUCCACUGGGGCUGAAGGAGACCAAAGAACUGGACUGGGCAGGUCCCCUAAAGGCCAUGAUUCGGGAGCACUACAACGAAGAUGAAGACUCCUACAAGGCAGAGCUGAAAACCCUUGUGGACUUGCGGCAGGCCAUGCGAACUCCUAGCCGGAAUAAGGCAGGGCUUGAACUGCUAAUGGAAUAUUACAGCCAACUCUACUUCCUUGACAACCGUUUCUUCUCUCCCAAUAAGAAUCUGGGACUUUUCUUCCAUUGGUAUGAUUCGCUCACAGGAGUACCUUCUCACCAGCGGGCCCUGGCUUUUGAGAAAGGAAGCGUGCUUUUUAAUAUUGGGGCUUUGCACACUCAGAUCGGAGCACGCCAGGACCGUACCACUUUGCAAGGUGUGGAUUGCGCCAUUGAAGCAUUCCAGAAGGCAUCUGGCGCAUUCAACUACCUGAAGGAGAAUUUCUCCAAUGCCCCCAGUCUCGACAUGAGCAGCCCCUCCCUCAACAUGCUGGUGCGGCUGAUGAUCGCCCAGGUCCAGGAAUGUGUCUUCGAGAAGGUCCUCCUGCUCAGAGCUCAGAGUGACUUCCUCACCUACCUGCAACUUGCCCAGGAAGCGGCCCGGGUGGAAGAGGUCUACUCUUUGGUGCACCAAACCAUGGCCCAACCCCACGUCAAAGACUACGUCCCUUUCUCCUGGACCUCCAUGGUGCACGUCAAAGCUGAACACUUCAAGGCUCUCUCGCACUAUUACGCUGCUGUUGCACUUUGUGACUGCCCAUCCAUAUCUGAGGUGGAUUUCCCAGAGCACGAAAAGGCUUUCCUCCAAUUUCACAUCUCCAUGCCUGAAGGACCAGCUCCUCGCUUGCUUUUGCAGGACCAGGAAGAGCGCCGGCGACUGGGGAAAGCUCACCUCAAAAAAGCCAUAAUCGAGCAUGAGGAAGCCAUGAGGAUCCAUGGCUUGUGCAAGAUCUUGAGGAAGAUGGACAUCCUGCAGGAGGUCCUCUCAUUUGCCCACAAACGUUCCCUCAGCAAAUACUCUGAAAUUGACCAUGAGGAAGAUUUCUUUGAAACAGCGGAGGCUCCUGACAUCCAUCCCAAAACACAUCAGAGACCCGAAAUCAAGUCUCCCAACUUCUCCAAGGUGAAAGUUACAGACAUCUUUCAUAGCCUGGGACCACUUUCAGUUUUCUCUGCCAAGAAUAAAUGGCACCCCCCACGGAUGAUACACUUGGUCCGUGGAGCAAACGGCUUUGGGUUCACCCUCCGAGGUGAUUCUCCGGUCCUGGUCGCUGGGAUCAUCGCUGGUGGGUGUGCGGCGGAAGCUGGUCUGAAAGAAGGGGACUACAUUGUCUCUAUCGAUGGCCAAGACUGCAGGUGGUCCAAACACGCAGAAGUGGUGCAGCUGCUGAAGCUGGCUGGGGAGGAGGGGGUGAAGGUGGGCGUGAUCACUCUUCUGCCCUCGGAAGGACACAGUGUGAAGGUGGACAAGAAGCCGACAGCCGCGGCCUCUGGGGCAGGUGCUCUGUUGAAAAGCGACAAAGAGAACAACCGCAAGACGCCGCUGCGGAGCAAAGGAGCCGGGGCCCUCCUUGCCUGGGGGAGGAAGAGCAAGCGCAGCAAAAGCUGCAGCACGGCGGCCCUCCCCUUUGCCGCCGUGGGGGAUAACGAGCUGGCCCGCUGAGCCGCCCCAACACCCUGCCCAGCCCGUCUCCCCUGGACCAGAGAAGGAGACGGUGCCCUCCGUGCAGAUGUCUUUGGACCUCUCCAGACCCCUUUGGGGCGGUGGAGCUUCGGGGUCUGUAGUCUUGCUUCUGGGGGAAAAUGUGCAUUGGGAGAAAACUAGUUCUGCGCCACCAAAUUCCUGAGAGCUGAGAUGAACCUCCACGGUUCUGGGCUGUCUGCCUCUAAGACCAGAUACUGGAGACGAGCUGUCCUCUUUCAUGGUUUGUGGGUUUUUUCUGGAGGGGUCUGGCUGGGCAGCGUUGGAUGUCAGACUGGAUGGACUUCUUAAGUCCUUUGAAAAACAAGCCUGCAAGGUAGCCUCAAAUCCUGCCAGUAUCAGCAGGCCAAAAGAACUCUGAGGGCCCGCUGCACUGCCCUAACUUUUCCCUGUCGAGGAAUGGCUUGGGUGGGGGGCCCACCAAGCCCAACCAGCCAAGGUGGUUUGCGGUGGGGUGGGAUGACUUGUCCUUGGGAAGAAUGGUGCAACUCUCCUGAGCACAUCUCUGAGAAAAGGCAGGUGCAUCUCCUAGUGGGGGGACAGAUGCUAAAAGGCCUCUGGGAGAUGAGUUGCAGGAGGAAAGGACUAAGUCCCAUCUGAAGGAAGAGACUGGAGGAAAGCAAUGAACAGCUUUGUGUCUUGGUACCAUGAUGACUGGCCAAGUGUUAUGCACUAGGAGGAGGAUUUCACAGGGGUGGAGGGGCAAGAGCACAAAGCUUCCCCUGUUGGCUUUGAGACAGCAUGUGCAGGACCCACUCCCAAGGCAAAGAGCAGAACUGUGGAGACUGACACAUCAACGAGAAACUUCUCAGUGGAUGUUGUCACUUCCACCUACUCCAAAGCUUCUCUUUUAUGCUCAGUCUCCUGUUGAGGAUUGAGGAUAAUUAUUAUAUUCCCUCCUUUUUCAGGGUCAUCGUAAGGAUUUCAGUGAAGAAAUCUGUGUUGAGCAUUUUGACUACUCUAAAAAGCUCCAGAUCAGUGCUAAAUCCUAGUUGGUUGGUUGGCUUUAGGAUCAAAUACGCAGCUAGUUUGUAUCACUCCUCCAACCUAUGCUUAGAUGUAGGGAAACCAUCCCAUUUCUGUUUAUGGUUUCCAGAAAAAGGUUCCUCUAUGACAAAUGUUUGGAAGAUCUUGUUCUAGAGCCCGAUGAGGGGAGUUGGGUGUGGAGUUUCUUCCCAACUUGGCACUGGCUGCUUUCUGGUGGGGGCAGUUGAGAACUCUCCUCUUGGGAUGCUCCAAUUGCUGCAGGACCUCCAUUCCCAGAGCUGCAAGAAUUUAACUGGCUUGACAUGCUGCACAGGGUGGCGGUUGGAAUACUGACUUCUAGUCCCACCUGAGGCAUGAAAGCCGACUGGGUGACUUUGGGCCAGUCCCUCUCUCUCAACCCAA
Python bivittatus (Burmese python) is the source of this 3253-nucleotide messenger RNA. The record is from RefSeq and is a predicted model, not a curated record. NCBI's taxonomy places the organism in Eukaryota, Metazoa, Chordata, Lepidosauria, Squamata, Pythonidae.